CAGGUCCAGGAAAAGUAUUUAAGCCCCGAGGAACUGGGAGACAGAACACAAGACGGUCCAGUGAACACAAUGACGUUGCAAGCUUUAUCUCUCUGCAUUCUGCUUGGGAUUGCUCUGGUGGUCUGUCAAGCAGGAUGUGCACGAAACCACCGUGUCAGUAACGGGCACGGGGGUUCUGAUGAGAAAAACAAGCUCGUCUGCUACUACACCAACUGGGCCCAGUACCGGCCGGGCAAAGGCGCGUUCUUCCCCGAGGACAUAGACGCGGACUUGUGCACUCACAUUCACUACGGCUUUGCCAUUAUUGUGGACGGUCUUCUGGCUCCCUUCGAGUGGAACGAUGACGACACGCCGUGGUCAGAGGGCAUGUACACUCGUGUGAACAAACUGAAGCAGAAAAACCCUGCUCUGAAGACCAUGCUGUCUGUAGGAGGCUGGAACAUGGGAACCAAAAACUGGACUCUGAUGGUGCAAGAUACAUCAUCGAGACAGAAAUUCAUUCAGAACGCCAUCCCCUUUCUGCGGCAAAGGAACUUCGAUGGUCUGGAUCUGGACUGGGAGUACCCAGGCUCAAGAGGCAGCCCUCCAGAGGAUAAGUUCAAGUUCACCUAUCUGGUUCAGGAGCUUCUCAUCGCCUUCGACAAUGAGCCCAGGCCAUCAGGCACACCUCGCCUUCUCCUGUCUGCUGCUGUGGCUGCUGGCAAGGACACUAUUGACGCCGGAUACCAAGUGGCCAGCAUUUCAAAGGAACUGGACUACAUCGUUCUAAUGACCUACGACUUCUUCGGUGCCUGGGACCCUGUGACGGGGCACAAUAGUCCUCUCUACAAGGCUGACGAUUCAACCUCGGAACUUAACCAGUACUUUAACGUGGACUAUGCAUCCCACUACUGGGUGGAUGAGGGCUGCCCCAAAGACAAACUGUACAUUGGACUGGCCACGUACGGACGGUCGUUCACCCUGAGAGACGAGAGCGACUCUGGCCGUGGAGCUCCGGCCUCCGGUGCCGGUAUUGCUGGCACGUACACCCGGGAGGCUGGCUUCUUGUCUUAUUACGAGGUGUGCGAAAUGAUCAUUGCCGGUGCCAGGAUGGAGUUUCUGGAAGAUCAGAGAGUUCCUUACCUGGUGCUGGGGAACCAGUGGGUGGGCUACGAGAACAAAACAAGUAUUGGCGAAAAGAUCUCGUACAUUCAAGACAAUGAUUUUGCUGGCGGCAUGGUAUGGGAUUACGACUUGGAUGAUUUCGAUGGAGAAUUUUGCGGCAAAGGACGAUACCCGCUCAUCAGUUUGAUUAGCCAGUCUUUGUUGUAAUUGUAACACGUUACUGUUACAAGUAUUCCGAUUUCUUUCCACAAAUAAAACUAUUGCACAAAUGAU
Aplysia californica (California sea hare) is the source of this 1377-nucleotide messenger RNA. Its product is annotated as acidic mammalian chitinase. The record is from RefSeq and is a predicted model, not a curated record. Bases 70 to 1311 code for a protein of 413 amino acids. The transcript is spliced from 10 exons. Gene Ontology annotation, cellular component: extracellular region. Gene Ontology annotation, biological process: carbohydrate metabolic process; chitin catabolic process. Gene Ontology annotation, molecular function: chitin binding; chitinase activity. Lineage: Eukaryota; Metazoa; Mollusca; Gastropoda; Aplysiida; Aplysiidae.